Messenger RNA from Exophiala oligosperma, 2200 nucleotides. RefSeq lists its product as uncharacterized. The coding region runs from base 693 to 1223 and encodes 176 amino acids. The record is from RefSeq and is a predicted model, not a curated record. NCBI's taxonomy places the organism in Eukaryota, Fungi, Ascomycota, Eurotiomycetes, Chaetothyriales, Herpotrichiellaceae. The transcript has a single exon.
CUUUUCCUCUCUUCCUUUCCUCUCUCCUUAGGGACAGCCAUACCACGAUCACUUCUUCGUAGUUUCCGUCAUUGCUACGUUUUCCUUCCCUCUGUCUGUCCAAGAUCAAUCACAGAAACAAUACAGACUACAAGCACUUCUGGAUCGAAAACGCCGUCACGAUGGCCUCCCAUUCUCGCUCUCGAUCUCCCUUUCAAACACUACACACACUCAACGUCGAGCUGGCGUCCGCUCCGAUGGCAAUGAGAAUUCCUUUUCUUCCUUCUCUCGGCGGUCUUGACAUGAAUACUUGAGAGCGAACCAUUCUCCUCUGCCCUCCCCGGUCCUCCCUCGACAAGCCGGGCUAUUGCCCGCGACUAUCUUCCGUUCUGUUUCAGUGCCGAGUUCGAGUUGAUGAGGCCGACCUCAAUUCCAAUACCAGAUUUCGAUGCUCCUACACGUGUCACACGCGAUUUCAACCUCUCUCUUCUUGACCACAUUGCUACCAUCCUGUCAGCCGCUGGACUAUUAUGCAGUGUGUACCAUCAAGGGUCUGAUGAAAGCCCUAAUUACAACGUGUGGAACGCAACCUUGGAUGGCUCUGUUUCGGAAAAGCACAUUCAAGAUAGGUGUUACCCAUCGAUAAGUUUUGGGCGGCUCUCAACAACAGUUUCGAGCUACGUCGGGAUGCGUCAUGCGGGUACCAUAUACACAUGCCACUAUCAACGGGUCAAUACUCCGAUGGCCAACUCAGGGCCAUGGCCAAGGCCGUCACGUUUUGGGAGCCUGCGACCGCUCGAUGCGCACCCCGGUCUCGGCAAGACAAUAUACAGGGGUUUUGCAAGAGCAACAUUGCCAACACUAAUGCAGCAAAGCCUCUCACACGGUAUGGACCCCUACGGGGAUUGAUAUAUGCCUUUGAUUAUAUUGAUCAUGCCUCCCGAGAGUCGAUCAUACAGUAUGUCUGCCCCGACAAGUAUCAGGCAUGGAAUUCAAUCGUUAUCGACCAGGAGAGCAUCACCGACCUCGAGUGUGCUCCAGCAAUGCUCCUGGCGUCUGUCCUACACCCAAACCCCGUUCCCCCAGGCGAAAGAAAAGAUGUCUGCCAGGAAAUCACAAUACGUAUUUCGAUUAUAUUGACAGUAUCAAUGCCUGAGCGAGAGUUGAGCUACUCAGGAUGUCUACCCCUACAAAUAUCAAGAAUGGAUUCCUUGCUCGGUCUUUGUCGACCAGGAGGGCAUUGACAGUAUCGAGUUCCGGCAUGCUCCUUUGGCGUAGUCACUGCGGCUGCCUGCUAUCCAUUGGAUAGCUCGUACAGUUGGGUUUCUCGACAUGGCUAUACAACCAGGGUAAGCCCAGACUCUCCUUGGCUGCCAAUGUUCGAGAACUCUUCUGCUGUUGCAUACCCAAUCUGCGGAUGUCUGCUGUUGACGACAAGAUUUCUGGACAAAUCCUCUGCGGCCUACGCUAUCGAAUUAGGGAUGUCGAUUCUCUUAUAUCGGCCUGAAUGCUGGCCAGACAAUCCGGAAGAGCUUCAUUCUACUAUAACAAGAUCAAGCCUCAAGAUCUCGACCUGCCAAAGGACAUCCCAAGUAACCCGUAGGCGUUUGCGAAGGAGUCUUGGAAGUUUACAACCGGAGGGGGACGACGAUGCCGCGACUGGCCGACGUCUUGAAUGCAUAUGUGUACGACCUUUUCAGGGCAUGUUUACCGCCUUUUGUGGCCUGGCCGGGUUGGGGCUGGUAGGCGUCAGCCUUGGGCCCAACAUUUCAAGAUUUGACAUCGCCUAGCUGGUCACGGAGCACACACUCAACACAGACGGUCGAUUGACGUUGAGUUUGAAUAGGCUGGGUUGGAAUAGGACGCCCGGUCAAAUGGACCGGUAAGGUAGGUAGCUCAAGAGACUAUGUGUGGUGUCUUUGAUUUCAUUUCGUACGGAGCACGAGUAGCGAUACUCGUGUUAUUGUUUGGGGUUCAUAGGCAAGGAGAGGCAAGGACGUCAAAAGCUGUAAGUACUGAGAAAAAUCAAACUACUCGCUCAUCGAUAUCCUUCUGCUGCCGUAUGUGCCCUUCUCUUCGUGGCCGGCGCUAAACAUUACCAUUUUUGCAUUCUUUAAGUACACACCCAUACUCAUACCGCUACACAAGUCCAACUAUAAUAUAUUCAUAUCCAAAGGGUCCGAGAGGUCAUGAGGCGGUUUCCCGCAAUCGUAACCAAGGC